This is a messenger RNA of Ochotona princeps (American pika), 5808 nucleotides long. RefSeq names its product class II major histocompatibility complex transactivator (gene CIITA). Gene Ontology annotation, biological process: positive regulation of MHC class II biosynthetic process; positive regulation of transcription by RNA polymerase II; inflammatory response. Gene Ontology annotation, molecular function: protein binding; ATP binding. Lineage: Eukaryota; Metazoa; Chordata; Mammalia; Lagomorpha; Ochotonidae. The transcript is spliced from 20 exons. Bases 300 to 3923 code for a protein of 1207 amino acids. The record is from RefSeq and is a predicted model, not a curated record.
AGUCCUCCAGGGAAACACUGGGUUUCCCCACACGGCUCUUCUCUGGGGCGGGGGCACGAGUGGUACCCAGGAAUGUAUGCAGGGCUUCUGUCAGCCCAAGAGCUGUAUUUCCAUCUGUCUGCUCAUCUGGCACACCAGCUGCCAAAACAAAUGAGGAAAUUGUCCCAAGAAGGAAUAAGCUGUAAUAAAGCUGUAGAGAUUUCCUCGUCCUGGUUUUCACUUCGUGUUUUGGAUGCUGUGGGUCGGGUACAAGCGAUCCAGGCGCUGGCCUGGCAGCUGCCCUGCCACUGAGCAUUGCCAUGAACCACUUUCAGGCUAUCCUGACUCAGGUCCAGAUGCUGCUCUCUUGCCAUGGGCAGAAGCAGGUGCGGGCUCUCCUGGACCACCUGCUGGAGGAAGAGCUUCUCUCCAGGGAGUACCACUGUGCCCUGCUCCAUGAGCCUGAUGGUGAGGCGCUGGCCAGGAAGAUCUCCUUGACUCUACUCGAGAAAAGAGACCUGGAUGUGGCCCUCUUGGGAUGGGCCCAGAGUGGGUGGCAGGCUCCAGCAGCAGAGAGGAACCCUGAGCUCAAGGAUCAUGCUGGUGGUGGAUCGUGUGCCACCAUGGAGUUGGGGUCUCUGGAAGGGAGGUACCUGGAACUUCUCAACAGUGACGCUGAUCCCUUGCACCUGUACCACUUCUACGACCAGAUCGGCCUGACUGCAGAAGAAGAGACUGAGCUUUGCUCAGAACCCUACACAGACACCAUCAACUGUGACCAGUUCAGCAGGUUGCUGUGUGACAUUGAAGGUGACGAAGAGACCAGGGAGGCUUAUGCCAACAUCGCGGAACUCGACCAGUAUGUGUUCCAGGACUCCCAGCUGGAGGGCCUAAGCAAAGAUAUUUUCAUAGAGCAUAUAGGAUCAGAUGACGUGAUUGGUGAGAACGCAGAGGUGCCAGUGGAAGCGGUGCAGGAGAGUCAGAAGAGACCCUUCCCAGAGGAGUGUCCAGUGGACCUGAAGCAGCGGAGGCUAGCUGAGCCUCCCACGGUGCCCGGGUUGACAGGCAGUUUCCUGGUGGGACCCAUAAUGGAUGCCUCAGCCCAGCACUGUCUACCGCCACCUGCCCCGCUCAACCAGGAGACCGCAUCCAGCCACGCCUACCGGGAGGAACCCAUCCAGAUACCUGCAUCCCCUUCCUUGAGCUGCACAAACCUCGCUGCUGGACCCAUCCAGUUCAUCCCCACUCUCUCCACUCCACCCCAGUGGCUCUGGCAAAUCCCAGGAGCUGGGGCUGGCAUCUCCAGUAUAUUCAUCUAUCAUGGCAAGCUGCCCCAGGCCAGCCAAGCACCGCCUCCCAGCAGCCCCGCUGUCCACAGCCUCCCGAAGUCCCCAGACCGACCUGGCUCCACCAGCCCCUUCGCUCCAUCUUCGGCGGACCUACCCAGCAUGCCUGAGCCAGCCCUGACCUCCCGUGCAGACGUAAUAGAGGACAGUGUGCACCCGACCGAAUCCCAGGAACCUCGGGAGGUCUCCAGCAAGCUUCCAAAGUGGCCUGAGCCGGUGAGGCAGCUCUGGCACUCACUGCAGGACAAGUUCCAGGAUGAGCCUGCAGGCCCAGAUGGCAUCCAGAUGGAGGUGGCUCUGGUGAGGGCACAGCUGGAGAGGAGUGGCACCAAGAGCCAGGACAGGGAACUGGCCACGCUGGACUGGGCUGAGAGGCAGCUGGCCCACGGGGGUCCGGCUGAGGUGCUUCUGGCUGCUGGCAAACACAGACGGCCACGAGAAACACGCAUCAUCGCCGUGCUGGGGAGGGCCGGACAGGGGAAGAGCCACUGGGCCCGGGCCGUGGGUCGGGCCUGGGCCCGCAGCCAGCUCCCACAGUUCGAUUUUGUCUUCCAUAUCCCCUGCCACUGCUUGGACCGCCCCGGGGACGCCUACCGCCUGCGUGACCUGCUUUUGUCUCCACAGUCGUCAUCGCUGGCAGUGGAUGACGAGGUCUUUAGCCAUGUACUGAAGAGGCCCGAGCGUGUUCUGCUCAUUCUGGAUGCCUUCGAGGAGCUUGAAGCCCAGGAGGGCUUUCUGCCCAGCGUGGGUGGCCCCGGGGCCUCAGAGCCCUGCUCCCUCCGGGGGCUGCUGGCUGGUCUCUUGCAGCGCAAGCUGCUACCAGGCUGCACCCUGCUCCUCAUGGCCCGGCUGUGGGGCCGCUUGGGCCAGAGCCUGAGCAAGGCCGACGCCCUGUUUGAGCUGGCUGGUUUCUCAGCUGAGCAGGCCCAGGCCUACGUGGCAUGCUACUUUGAGCGUUCCGGAGCCCCUGAGCAGCGAGAGCAAGCCCUGACGCUCCUGCGGGACCGGCCGUUCCUGCUCAGUCACUGCCACAGCCCAACCCUGUGCCGGGUGGCCUGCCAGCUGGCGCAGGCCUCUCUCGAGCGGGGAGACAGGGACCCGCUGCCCUCCACACUCACGGGACUCUAUGUGGAGCUGCUGGGCCCUGCCAUCAGGGCUGGCCCCCCGGGCGCCCUGCUGGGACUGGCCAGGCUGGCCUGGGAAUCGGGCAGAAGGCACCAGAGAACACUGCGAAAGGGCCACUUCCCAUCAGAGGAGCUCAGGACGUGGGCCGUGGCCAGGGGCUUGGUGCAGCCAGGCCCAGGUGCCACGGAAGCUGAACUGGCCUUCCCCAGCUUCCUCCUGCAGUGCUUUCUGGGUGCCAUAUGGCUAGCGCUGAGCUGCGAGGUCAAGGACAAGGAGCUGCCACAAUACUUGGCGCUGACCCCGAGGAAGAAGAGGCCCUAUGACAACUGGUUGGAGGGUGUGCCGCGCUUCCUCACUGGGCUCCUCUUCCAGCCUCGUGCCCGCUGCCUGGCUGCCCUCAUGGGUUCUGAGGUGGCCGCCGUGGUGGACCGGAAGCAGAAGGUGCUCACAAGAUACCUGAAGAGGCUGCAGCCAGGGACACUGAGGGCGCGGCGGCUGCUGGAGCUGCUGCACUGUGCCCACGAGGCCGAGGAGGCUGGCAUCUGGCAGCAUGUGGUGCGGGAGCUCCCCGCCCGCCUCUCCUUCCUGGGCACCCGGCUCACACCCCCUGACGUGCAUGUGCUGGCCAGGGCUUUGGAGGCAGCUGGCCGAGACUUUUCCCUGGACCUCCGCAGCACUGGCAUUGAUCCCUCCGGGCUGGCCAGCCUUGUGGGACUCACCCAUGUCGGCAGUUUCAGGUCCAACCUGAGUGACACGGUGGGGCUGUGGGAGUCCCUGCAGCAGCGUGGGGAGACCAAGCUACUCCAUGCAGCCGAGGAGAAAUUCACCAUUGAGCCCUUUCGAGCCAAGUCGCUGAAGGAUGUGGAAGACCUGGGCAACCUUGUGCAGACCCAGAGGAUGAGAAGCGCCUCCGCAGACGAAACCGGAGACCUCCCCGCUGUCCGGGACCUGAAGAAACUGGAGUUUGCGUUAGGGCCCACCUCGGGCCCCCAAGCCUUUCCUAAGCUGGUGAGGGUCCUCACAGCCUUUUCCUCGCUUCAGCAUCUGGACCUGGAUUCUCUGAGCGAGAACAAGAUCGGGGACGAGGGUGUGUCACAGCUCGCAGCCACCUUCCCACAGCUGAAGUCCCUGGAGACACUCAACCUGUCACAGAAUAACAUCACUGAUGUGGGCGCCUGCAAGCUGGCCGAGGCCCUGCCCUCACUUGCUGCGUCCCUCCUCAGGCUGAGCUUGUAUAAUAAUUGCAUCUGUGACGUGGGAGCCGGAAGCCUGGCCCAAGUGCUUCCAGACAUGGUGUCCCUGCGGGUGAUGGACGUCCAGUACAACAAGUUCACGGCUGCCGGGGCCCAGCAGCUCGCCGCCAGCCUGAGGAAGUGCCCUCACGUGGAGACGCUGGCGAUGUGGACGCCUACCAUCCCUUUUGGUGUCCAGGAACACCUGCAGCAGCUGGACUCACGCAUCAGCCUGAGAUGAUCCCGGCUGUGCCCUGGACAAGCUCAUUCUCUGAAGACACUGACCACCUGCACCCGGGACUGGGGACUUGUGGACACAGCUCUUCCCAUGGGCCUUGGCAUCCUGUCCCCUCGUCAGCUGGGAGGAGUUCCCUUGUCUGUUUUCCUGGCAGAACCAGGCUAGGCUCCAAACUCCUUCAGAGCCCAGGUGGAUGCCAGCCCUGUUCAACUGUGGCAAGCCUGGCAGAUGGCUAGGUGCCUGCUGGCUGCUGUGGGCCGCUCACAACACUGAAGACAGCCGUGGCUGGGUCAGGCCCUCAGCCUGGUGAGAAAGCUCAGCUAUGUAAUACUGCUAGACUGGACGUCCCAACAAGGCCUGCUUGGCCCUGGGAGACAGCACGGAGUGGUCCUAGCUACUGCUCUACAACCCGGACAGGCUGGGAGACAACAGAGGCUGCCUUCUGUCCCUGGUGCUCACUGUUUGCACGAACUUUGUUAGCCAAGGUCAGAUCUGGGUGUGGCCAGACAUGCUGGACCUUAACCGGGACGCGGCUGGCAGUACACUAACAGAGGGGAGGGGAGAUAGACUGGGCCGCCGUGGCCUCGGGCCUUUAUUCCCUGUGUCCUUCUCCACUACAUUAUGAAGGUCUUGUUCAGUAGAUGCAGGGUUUGCAUUGUACCAUGAUUGCCAUUUUGGGGUACCUACUCUUCUGAUUACCUAAUGCAAUCAAGUCACCCCAAAAUGUAGUGGCUUCCAACAACGCACACACACAUACAUUGACUCAACCACAUGCCUGUUCUUUAGGCUCAGCAGGGUCAGCCUGGCCAAGGGUCACCUGGAAGGUCAUUCACUUAAAUGUCCGGCCCAUGAUGCUGACUCUUGGUGGGGGACUUCCAUUUGUCUAAGGUGCCUUCCCAGGGGAGCUGGUUACAUGGGUCUGGGCUGAAGGGUGAUUGCUCAGAGGGUGGGCCCAAGAGACAGGAAGGAGCUAGAAGGGGGCGGGGAGGCCAGAGGAGCAGUCACCUGUCUUUGGAAGCCAUGGGCCAGCCCUGUCUGUCCUGACAGUGCCCACACACACACACACGGACACAUGCAUGCAAGGGCGGAAUGCCCCUUUGUGCAGGUCUUUUCUUUGCGACUUCCUUAGACUUGGUGGGAAAUGCAUUAUUUGAGGCUCAGAGAGGCUGGAGCCUCAUGAGCUGUGCAGGGGAGCUCCUCCCACCACCCCUGCAGCCCAGCUGUAUCCUGGGAGCUGGUUCCCAGCCAAGCUGGAAUCCUACUGCAGCUGCCGUCAGCCAGAAGGGACUUGGCAGCUCCACUUCCUACCUGGUAGCUGCCAGCGUGGCUGUUGCUCUUCACUGGGGCAUGGCCUGUUGGGUCAGAGGUGCCCACUGAGCCAGCCUGGGUUUGUCCUAGUGGCCUUGGGAGCAGUCCGUUCAGCCCCUGCAAGCCAAUCCUGAUACCCGUGGAUUCAGCCAGGUUCCUAAAUUCCGCUCCACUCUCCAACAUGUCAAAACUGAUGUCAGGGGUCUUGGGGGUCUGGCCUGAGCUGCCUGGUUGGUACUCCUUACAGAGAGGUAGGUGCCCUCUGUCACGGCCCAGCCACAAGGCCGUCAAGGCUGUGACCCGGGUGUCAGCCAUCACUUCUCAAGGUAUUCCUGCCCUCACACUCGGGAGCCCAUUGGGUGUCCAUGAGUGUGACUCCAGGGAUGAGCACAGAGCCAUGCCCUGGCUCAGGCACCUGCUGUGCCCAUCAGCCAGGUGGGCAUGACUGGACCUUGCUCUUGGAGUGUUUGGAACUGAGAGUAUGAGUUCAGAGGCUGUUCACGGUGAUGCUUUUUAUAUAACAAGUUGAUGUGCAAGGGAUGGCAUAAUUCUCAAUAAACCUUAAUGAUCGUGGUUGUCA